This is a messenger RNA of Pieris napi, 3584 nucleotides long. RefSeq names its product arylsulfatase B-like. The transcript is spliced from 8 exons. The record is from RefSeq and is a predicted model, not a curated record. Bases 1469 to 3154 code for a protein of 561 amino acids. NCBI's taxonomy places the organism in Eukaryota, Metazoa, Arthropoda, Insecta, Lepidoptera, Pieridae.
AUGAUAAAAUUUGCAGGGGGUAAAAGAUAGGCCCAUAUUCGUAAUUACCAAGAAACAUAACUGAUAAUUUAUUGCGUAUAAAUCAUAUUAAGUACUUUUUCUAGGCGAUAAGUAAAUGGACAAUUGCCAACGUGCAUCCACAAAAUGUUAACGAGCUAUGUUUUACAUAACCAUUAUGAGCUCCUGUAAAAUUAUAAUACAUAUUAUACUUGUUAAGUUUUCAAAUAAACUUUUGUGCUACUUGUAACAUAGACAAUCUUAUAUCAAUAAAUUGUUUUAAGUGAUGAAGGAAUUAAGAAUAUUUACUUUUAUAAAUUUUGCUACAACUUUGUCUGUUUCAUUUAAACAUAAAAUACCGCUCCAGCCAUGGGAUAAACAUUUUUAUUUAUAGACAGCUUUGCAAUUCUCUACUAAACCUUGAGUAACUAUUAAUAAUAGUUAGACAUAUGGAAAAAGACAUAGUGCUUCAUCACUGAGCCAUGAAGACGGACACGCCUUUACGAACUGACUGACUUCCUAACGAUCUUCCAACCUAGUUCUUCGCGACUAUUGUGUCAAUAUUAUCUUGUAUAUUACAAAGUUGUUUAUCGUAAUAUUAUGUUACAUGGGAAAACUUGUUUUUAUAUAAUGUAAGUAAGUCAAUGACGAUUUUGAUCAUAAUUUAAGUAAUUGUGCUAAAAUAUAAAUAAUUUAAAUUCAAAUAAUGUGUCUGUCACAAUUUAACCAAUUUAGAAUGUCGUAAUUAUAAAAUAGACUACAUAUAAGCGCUUUCUACUUCUAUAUAGAUGGAAUUAUUGGUAAACGGUUAGUAGGUAUUGCAAAAUAGUAUCUAUUUAUAUCUUCAGCAAUCCUGUCUAUAUCCGAGGGGAAAAUGCACAGUUCCGCUGUAGCCCUCUAGAACUUAUUACUAAGAUCCUGGAGUCGUCGGUAGAGAAUUUACCAUUUAGCCUAGAUAUAUUAUAGACAACUGAAUUUCUUAGUGUGGAAUAUAUAGUAGCCGAGCACGGUUGCAUCUUCUCUUUCGUUUUUUUUUGUUAUAGCAAAUUUAAAUUAGUUUAGAAAUAUAGUUUUAGCUUCAACUUGUGUUUUUCGGCUUUUUUAUGUGAAGUUGUACAUACAUUAAAACGUUUAUAACUAACAUUGUCUACAGUGCGAGUGAAAAUUGGAAAGGUCUUAGGUCAAGGGAGCUAUAGUGAAAUGGAGGAUAAAAUUUAUUUGUCUGGUGACCCGCUAAUACUUGUGUCAUAUCAUUGCAUAAUUCUCUCGAAGAAGUUGUCUCCUCAGUUUGUUUACUAUCAAUAAGAUCGACAGUCGUAUUGAUUGUCUAUGUCUUCAUUGUAAUACAUGUGUGCUAGUUUUGUUAAAAUGUGUUUUUUAAGUAUUAAAAUUUUCUAUUUAUUAUCAUUUUUUCACUUUCUUGUGAGUGACGGGAAAUUUAGCCGGCCGAAUAUAGUUCUAAUUGUUGCUGAUGACUUGGCAAUGGUGGCUGCUUUUGGGGAUUAUAUCGGUGUCAGCGAACGAUGUUAGCCAACCACAUAUACUUUUUAUAAUGGCUGAUGAUAUGGGCCACAAUGAUGUUUCAUAUCACGGCUCGGACCAAAUCUCCACACCUAACCUUGACGCUCUCGCCACUCGUGGUACAAUUUUAAAGCAGUACUACAGCGAAGCAAUAUGUACACCUGCUAGGACCGCGCUUCUCACAGGAAAAUACCCCAUGAGAACGGGAAUGCAGGGUGCUCCUUUGGCAAACUCAGAAGAUCGAGGUAUUCCACUGACUGAGAAGCUGUUGCCGGCUCAUUUGAAGGAUACAGGAUAUGAGACGCAUUUGGUUGGGAAAUGGCAUCUUGGAAUGGCGAGCAAACAACUUUUGCCACAGUAUCGAGGUUAUGACAGCCAUUAUGGAUUGCGCGGAGGAGGCAUCGAUUAUUUGUCAUACCAUAGUGUGCAGCCGGGGCCUGACGGUACACUUUUGUCUGGUUUGGAUUUCUUCGACAACGAUAUACCCCAAAUAACUGAAGAGCGAUAUGUUGUGGACGCUCUAACAGAUAGAGCUGUUGAAAUUAUAUUUGGCCAUAAUUCGUCCACACCACUCUUUCUUCACUAUACUUCGUGUGCGCCACACGCGGGUAAUGCUGGCGGAGCUUUGCAACCACCUCUAUACAAAAAGCUUGGCAGCAGACACGUUGCUAACUCAGAUAGACGACUUUAUGCAGAGGUUGUACGACAUCUUGACUACAGUGUGGGACGACUUGUCCGGGCGUUGGCUGAUAAAGGCAUUCUUCAUAAUACGCUUAUCGUAUUCGUGUCUGAUAAUGGUGCUCCCACUACAGGAAUAUACAGUAAUUGGGGAGUCAAUUUGCCCUUUAGGGGCCGGAAACAAACUCCCUGGGAGGGAGGGGUAAGAGUUCCAGCCUUCAUUUGGCAUGCGGGCUUGAAACCAAACGUUUGGGAUGGUCUUAUGCAUAUUUCUGAUUGGAUGCCAACAUUACUCGCAGCUGCUGGCAGAAAGAAGUUCGAUGAAAAGAUUGACGGAAUUAACCAAUGGCCUUCAAUAUUACGAGGACAACAAUCUCCAAGAAAAGAAGUGUUGGUUACUGUUGAAGAUAGAGAUAAUGGAUACGCAGCUUUACGCAUGGGUGAUUACAAACUGUUGAUUGGCAAUUUCACCGGAGUUGCGAACGCUUACUAUGGAGCUGAAUUCUUGGCAAAUAAAGAAACGCCGCCAGAUUUUUACGACUCGUUGGCGUCGUCUGAAGUUGCUAAAGUGUUUUCAACUUUAGGAAUUACUUUCGACUAUGGGGACGUUAUCGCUACGAGGAAAGCCGCUGUGGUGAAGCAAAUAGACACGGUUAAAGAUCAAGUCCCUUGUAUACCAACACCAACCCGCGGUUGCCUCUACAACCUUAAAAAGGAUCCAGCAGAGAGUCACGACUUAUGGCUUCGAGGGCAGAAAAUCGUUUCCUUGAUGACUAUGCGCCUGAAUUCUCUCUGGUCUCAAAUGGUUAGACGAGGCCCAACCAAAUUAAACAUAGACGCAAAUCCAGCUAGUCAUAACUAUAUUUGGUUGACGUGGCUCAACAAUGUCACCCAAGAGAGCCCUCUCAACGAGAAAGUUUUUUUUAAGGAUGCACCACCGUUCACCGUCGGCUGUUAGUGUGCGAAUAACUGACAUAAUUUCUUGUGUGUCGUACAAAUAAGGAGUGUGCUUCAAUAGUUCUGUAUCGAAAUUUUAAAGAUGACGAAAAUAGUUCAUAUAUUUCUUAUUCGUACAAAUAAAUAGAGGUCAUAAUAAUUGUUAUUUUUAUAUAAAAGUAUCAUCAGUGUAGCAGGCAUUUUUUGUAUUAUGUAAAAUCUGUAGCACUAAUCAAAGUUCUUUUAAAAAUUAUGCCUUAAACGUGAAAUGAUUUUUAAAAUUACGUUUGUUAUGCUAGUAACAUGACACAUUACUUGUAUGAAUUAUACUCAAAAUGUAUUUUUUUCAUGUUUAUUGACAAGCUUAUGCUCUUAAAGAAAAACUUUUUAACCGGAUUAAAGUUAUGUAUUAUUAUAAGUUUAAAAUUAUUUAACAUAAUUCUAAAUUUAUC